This is a messenger RNA of Rhopilema esculentum, 3902 nucleotides long. Its product is annotated as carboxylesterase 1C. The record is from RefSeq and is a predicted model, not a curated record. Lineage: Eukaryota; Metazoa; Cnidaria; Scyphozoa; Rhizostomeae; Rhizostomatidae.
AUCCGUCUGUGGUUUCGAUCCGUCGCGGAUCAGUCAUGUGACUAUUUUUGCAACCAAAGCGCGUGCGCAACACAAAAUCUGAUCCGACUGGACUUGCUACAAGUCUCUUUCUAUCCAUUUAUUGCGAAGGAGAACGGAAGAGGAAAGGGGAGAGUCUCUCCAGGGUAACAACCCUAAUGACACAAAAAAGACAAAUGGACUCUGUCUCUCUCUGUCGCGGAAAGCAGGAAGUUUGCUGCGCAAACGCUUUUCCCACGGUAUUCUUGCGUAAUUAACCAGCGUGUUAUUAAUCAAGGUCGUGUUUUCAGUAUUCUUACUAUUUCUUUUGUCUCGUAAUAGCUCUACAUAGGUUUAAUCGUUAACACAUUUAUUGUUGGUAAUAUCUUUUGUAUUUGCCGGUUGGUUAAUUGACUUGGAACGUUUACACGUAUCUUUUGUAAUUAUAUUUUCUAAUGGGACCGAUAACUAAAAACUAAUUGCUUAUGGUUUAAUGAAGUCAGAGUGUGUUUGAAAUGAGCGUGUAAUGUAUAUCAUAUAUUUUUACUUAUAAAAUGAUAAAUACAAAAUGUUGUAUUGAUUGUUGAUUGCCUUACUGCAACACACUUUGUUGAUUUGUUCGGACUGUUACGAUACUCUCUUUGGUGCCAUAUCAUGAGAAUUUGGCGAUCAUGCUUUGCCACAAUUCUCUGUUCUUAGUCAUGUGUAUUAGAUCCAUCUCCUUGAUUGUUAUACCAUUUGUUUGGAUCCAUCCAGCUAGGCUAUUCAUCCACAGUAUUCUCUGCAUUCCCCUGCUUCUCUUCCUCUAUAUCUGUCCAGUUAACUAAUAACAACAAAAAUAGAGAUGUCACGAUGAUGCACGACAUACAAGACUAGUUGCUUAAAGACUCAUUACUAACAAUGAGCCAUUGCGCUACGCAAGCAUCCCAUAAUGCAUUUUUAGACAGUCUGAAAUCAAUUUACUGCCAUUGAAGACAAUUUACUGCCAUUGUUUGGAUCGUCGCCACGUUAGCAAAAGCCCAUUGUUAGCAACGAGUCUUUAACAACACACCCCCCUGUCCAACUGGCCUCUAUCCUGGAUCACGCACGCUGCUUUGGGGUUCAGUUGAUCAUUCGUCGUAAGUGCCUUGAAAAAUGGAUAACGUUAAGUCAUUUGGAAUAUCCAUCACAAUAGUGGCCGUGAUGGCAAAUUUCAGCGUCGCCUCUGCAAGUUUGUUUGUCAAUGUCUCCGUCACAGGCCUUGGUAUUGUGCAAGGCACAAGGAACAACAAUGCUGAGAUUUUCAAAGGGAUUCCAUUUGCCGAGGCACCAACCGGUGAUCUACGCUUCAAGCCGCCAAAACCUGCAAGAUGGAGUGGUUUUAGAAAUGCUACUCGGUUUGGCAAUGUGUGUCCACAAAGAGAAUAUUCGUCAAGCAGACUUGUAUUGAACGAAGACUGUCUUUAUCUAAAUAUCUAUCGGCCCGCAAAAAGAAACGGAAAACUAGCCGUUUUGGUUUGGAUUCAUGGAGGAAGCUAUAUUUACGGCAGUGCAAGUGAUUACGACGGGGAAACAUUAGCUGCGCGUAAUGGUGUCAUUGUCGUAACGAUCCAGUAUCGACUUGGUGUUCUCGGCUUCUUUAACAUUCCAAAUACGGACAUGAAAGGAAACUUUGGCAUGUUGGAUCAAAUUGAAGCGUUGAGAUGGGUUAAAAAGCACAUUGCUAACUUUGAUGGCAACCCAACAAAAGUUACGAUAUUUGGAGUAAGCGCUGGGGGAACGAGUGUCUCAUUGCUCACACUAUCGCCUAUGAUAAAAGAUGAGGGUCUGUUUGCUCGAGCUAUCGCCCAGAGUGGAGUUGCAAGUAAUUUCUGGGCUGUAAAAAAGGUUACGAACGACAAAAUAGCAAGACAUUUUGGCAGGCUGCUGCAAUGUAACGACGUUGAAAAGUUGGUAACCUGUCUGAAAGGUAAGACAACCAGAGAAAUUAUACUGAAACAAGAGCUGGUGGCAAACACGACGCUUCUUACAUCACCGGUUGUAGAUGGCCAUUUCCUGACAGAGCUUCCUUUAAAACAGGUUGCAAAAAAUACCUUACCCAAGUCCCAUGUACCACUUAUGGUUGGGUUUACAAAGAACGAAGGGACAUAUUUUGCUGGGGAUCCACGGGGUUGCAGCAAACAGUCUUACGAGCAAACUGUUAAAUUCUUAUUAAAACGUAUCUUUGGUAAUGAAAAUAGAAUCUUGGAGACGACCGUUAUCCACGAGUAUACGAGAUACCUUGCGGGUAACCUGGCCCUAAAAUGGUUCGACAGCACCUCUGACAUUUAUGGUGAUUCCGCCUUUUAUGUUGAUACUAUAAACUUUGCAGACUCGUGGUUUAGAUCGGGGAACGCUGUUUACAUGUAUUUAUUUUCUCAUUUGCCAGAAAACUUGGUAUUCCCCCAACAAAAAGUAGCCCAUGGAUUCGAAAGACCGUAUGUCUUUGGCUAUGCGACUGUAGGAUCUGGAUGGUUGUAUCAGAAAAACUACACAGCUAUCGACCGUAACGUAAGUGUUCAAUGCAUGGAGAUGUGGGUGUCUUUUGCAAAACACGGGUUUCCAGGCAAAGGUUGGCCCAAGUACCGUUCGGACACGAGGAAUUACUUAAACAUAAAAAACCCUUUGACUAUAGAAAGUCAACUAUGGCCUGACAGAAUGGCUUUCUGGAACAAAGUUGUGCCACAGAUUAUGGCUGGGACAAAGCCUCAAAAAUGUGAGGACAAAGCCAAAGCUUCGUCAAAGGCAGUCGAAGGACUCUUGUCGUUGUUGCUUUUAUGCUUUUUGUUCAACCAAUUUUUUCUAUAAUCCUGCUCGAGACAUAUUUUGCCGUUUAAGAAGAUUUUAGAUCCACCUCUCUUCCAUUGAAAAUCUGGUCCACGUUACACCCAUGUUCGGAAUUCGCAACCGGUACGCUUUGCGAUCAUAAUUCAAAGAACCGGCCUAAUGCAAAGAAUAAGCCAUGAGAGCUAAAGGAAAAUUUUAGCCAAAAGUGAGAAUAAAUGUAGUAUAUGAUUCUGUAACUGUGCCUAGUAAUCCCUUACAUAUGCCUUUAGCUUUAGCUUGGUUGCUAUGUCACUUAUUGAACUUAUGUUUGUAGAUAUCCGUGGGGAUAUAUCAGGUCACGGCUUGGAGGCAGUGUUGCAAUUCUUAGGAUCAUUCUCGAAAAUUUUUGGGAAAUCUUUAGUGCGUUGGAUUUUUUCUUGAAUGUUUUUAUCAAAAAAAGACCUUGGCAAAAAAUUUCCUGCACACAUUAUGUUACAUUUAUCAAUCCCAUUCUUAUUAUGGUAUGCAUGAAAAUAGUAAAACGUGUUAAGCGGGUGCAAACAGGCACGAAGCCAAGGGCGGGCACGGGGGAGGGGACUCCAGAAAAUCUCGUGCACUUUUUGUGAAAAUCCUAUUGUUUUUUAUGAAAAUCCCCAGAAAAUCUCGUGCGCUAUUUGCAAGAGUGAAGUGCCCCAACAGGCUAUUUUUCUUAAAAAGGUUCUUAUAUACGACAAGCCUUGCACACAUUAACACUGUUUUCCACAGCAAGAACUCUCACUGACAAAGUUAAACCAGCUUUAUUUUUCAUGUUAAAUUUCAACCAAUUUCAAUGCAACAUACCAUAAUCUAUUUUAUUUUUAGAUGGUUUGAUUUGCCAAUGUGAAUGGGGUAUAAGAAUACCUGUCCAAAAAUCAUUCAUUCUUUUGUACCAAUGAAUAAGUCUGAUCAGAUUUUUUGGCAUGAAAAUGUGCGCAUGGCCUGUACAUUCCUCUAAUUUUACGUUUAUGUACCAUAACACAACUAGUUUAAAAAUGACUAGGAAGGGCAAUGAGCUAUAUCGUUUCCUAAAAUAAAAAAAUGAUUAUGGAAUUUUUUAUUCAAACAUUGUCAUGCUGCAGGCU